UCAAGCAGAUCAGUCCAGUCUACGCCUGCUAUCUGCAUCAGCGAAUCGCUUGAUUGCCUCUCUCUAGUGCGUUUUUUUGCACUCGAAGUUCUUGUUCUUCACGGUAGACAAUUCGAGCAGCUUGUUUGCCGAUUCCGCUUCGGAAGGUGACUACGUGAGAUAUUUGAUUUCUCGCUUGGGAUACGCAGCCCACCUUCGGUGUUCAGCGAUGAGUCUAUUCAGCCUCGUGAUGCCUCCUGAGAUCAAGGAGCAACAGCUCGAAGUCAUGGAGUGUAUCGGAUGCCACAUUAUUUACCCAUCUGGUCGAUUUACCAAAGAACGAGUGGAGACCGCAAUAACUAAGCCAGUUAAAAAAGGACUGACAUUUAGAGUGUUCAUGUACAGACCCGAUACUAACACGAAAGCCGAGGUCAGAUUACAUAGCGAAAAGACAUGGUGGGUAAAGACAGAUGUUAACGGAAACAAUGUAAGAUGGCAUUAUGAUGCAGUAGGUGGCGAAAAGUAUGACCUGGAGUUUCCAGGUUCACCUAAAUUUCAAACUGGGUUUUUCUCCCUCGCUAUUGAGGCAGACGAACCAAACGUUCGAGCAAUCUUCAACCGUAUACAAACCGAAUGGAAGGAUAUGAAAGCUAUAGAGGCUCGCGAUUGGAAAAGCGUCUUGCAGGCCUAUGACUGCAUUAUACUAUCAAUACACUUGUCAUACGAAACGUUUAAUGCUGAAAGAAAAGCCUCAGGAUUGGGACAAUUUUAUGCUCUCCCAUGUGCCACAUUCAAGAUUGGCAGCUCUUUCAUCUACACAAUGCUCUUCAUUGGAGGAAGCAGAGAGCUAUUCGUGACAUUCACAUUUGGAAACCAGGAGAAAAAGAUAAAAAUAAAUGUAUACCUGACUAAAGGUGAAGAAUUCAUCGUCUACAUUCAAAAUGUUCCCAAGGGAUACAUUGUGAACACAAGUUUAGAUAACCUUACAACCUGGGCCACACGCGUUCGAGGUGUCGAUUUGAUUGCUCCGAAAUUCAGUGAUAACUGCACCAUUCUUAAGUGCGUAGCCGUAAGUAUACAAGGAAACUGUUAUAUUGAAAUAUAUACACGUGUAUGGCAAUCGUUUGUAAGCCGUUCAUGCUUUAGUGCACGAAUGCGACGCCCCUUUGACCCAACGCCCGUGAAAGACUCGCACGUCAGCGUCUCACACGUUAAAAUGAAGUUCAAACUAUCCUUCGUAAAUAUGGCACGUAGAGCAUUAGUUGCUAUAGUAACGCCGGACGAGAUCAGAAAAUUUGCAAUGAAUUCGCAGAUUAGGAAGAGAACAAGAUUAUCCGCUGGUCAGAUGGUCAGUUUGUAUGUGCGUGGAUGUUACGAUAUUUAUUUACGAGACGCGUAUUCAUUCAUGAAUGAGUUCAAGUUAACUUCAGAGCUAUUACUUCGGAAAGCACAUUCCCUUCGUUUCUAUUUCUCUUUUUUUUAUUACAGGAGUGUGGUCCGGUCACCGACUAAAAAUUCAGAUGCUGUUUUCUUAAUUGCUAGAUGAGUGCUUUGAAAUUUAUAAGAAGUCCUUUUGUCGAAUAAAAAUGAAUACCACACGUGAACG
This is a messenger RNA of Dermacentor andersoni, 1585 nucleotides long. RefSeq lists its product as uncharacterized. The record is from RefSeq and is a predicted model, not a curated record. Lineage: Eukaryota; Metazoa; Arthropoda; Arachnida; Ixodida; Ixodidae.